CUUCGCAAUAAAACCAAAACAAAUCGUCUCCUCCUCAAGUUUUCGACGACCUUUACCUCUCGUUGUCGAAUAUAAACCAAUUAGCACAUCAAACUCUUAACGCAAAGAUGUCGACGUCGCACGCGACGCUCAGCGCGGCGGCCGACGACCGCAAGGCACGGCUCGCCAAACUCAAGAACCUGAAGCGCAAGCAACCCGCCGACGAGAUCGCGCCACCUGAAUCAGAGCGCUCGGCCUCGCCUCCCGCACCCCUCCCACAAAUCACAGAUAAACCAGAACUAGAGCACAACGAUGACAACGGGUUGGAGAACGACGUGACGCGCCUGCACCUAUCCGGCCGCAACUACGACGCCGAGGCCAAGGGGGCCAAGCUCGGGUUCGAAGCGCCGCCGACAGCGACGAUGGAGGGCCCGACGCUGGAGCAGCAGGCAGCAGUCGCCGAAGCGGAGAUCAGGCGGAAGGCCGCGGAGGACGCGAAGGACGAUAAGGGCAUUGAUUUGUUCAAGCUGCAGCCGAAAAAGCCGAAUUGGGAUCUAAAGCGCGAUCUGGAUAAGAAGCUGGAGGUGCUGAACGUGCGCACGGAUAAUGCUAUCGCGAAGUUGGUCAGGGAGCGGAUUACGAAUGCUCAGGCGAUGGCGGCGGAGAAGAAGAAGAAGACGACGACAGAGAAGCAGGUUGGGAAUGGGGAGGAGAGCGAGGAGACGGCGGGGGUGGAUGGGGUUGCGUUGGUGGAGGGUUUGCGGGUGAGGGAGAGGGAGGAUGAGGAGGAGGAGAGAAGGGAGCGGGAUGAGGAUGAUGCUAUAUAAGAGGCUCUCAUGGU
Annulohypoxylon maeteangense is the source of this 820-nucleotide messenger RNA. RefSeq names its product cwf18 pre-mRNA splicing factor-domain-containing protein. The transcript has a single exon. The record is from RefSeq and is a predicted model, not a curated record. Bases 108 to 806 code for a protein of 232 amino acids. Gene Ontology annotation, cellular component: U2-type spliceosomal complex; post-mRNA release spliceosomal complex. Lineage: Eukaryota; Fungi; Ascomycota; Sordariomycetes; Xylariales; Hypoxylaceae.